This is a messenger RNA of Phalaenopsis equestris, 1080 nucleotides long. RefSeq names its product gibberellin-regulated protein 12-like. NCBI's taxonomy places the organism in Eukaryota, Viridiplantae, Streptophyta, Magnoliopsida, Asparagales, Orchidaceae. The transcript has 4 exons. Bases 242 to 583 code for a protein of 113 amino acids. The record is from RefSeq and is a predicted model, not a curated record.
CAUGUUAAAAAACCAGCUUUCUAUUACAAAAAUUUCUAAAAAUAGUAAGAAAUAAUUGUGAGGGACUUAAAAGCAGAACAUGCAGAAACUGUCAUCAAAUAAAUGAACUUUAAAGAGAUAAGUUCAGCAGUGCACAUUUAAGCUCUGCACUCAAGUGUUAAUUAUAUCAAUAUAACAGAGCCUUCAGUCUCGAUUGAGACAUUGUUGCUAGAGGUAGAACUACACCCAUUGCUCUGUAAGCAUGGGAAGAUUAAGCAAUUUCUUCUUCCUCAUAUUCUUUGUCAUCUUGGCCUUCUUUUCAGAACUUAAAACUGCUUCCGAGCAGAUGGUUAAUGGGGAACUGAGCUUAAAUUUGGCAGUACGCAAGCACAAACACAGACAUUCAGGUUUCAGUGCAGCAGAGUGCCCAGGUGCAUGCCAGUACAGGUGCUCCAAGACGGCUUAUAAGAAGGCCUGCUUGUUCUUCUGCCAGAAAUGCUGCUUCAAAUGCAGGUGUGUACCUCCUGGGACUUAUGGUCAUAAGGAGGUCUGCCCUUGCUACAACAAUUGGAAGACUCAGAGAGGAGGCCCAAAAUGCCCUUGAUUGCUUAAUUAAUCAGUUAAUUAAUCUUCUCAGAAGCUUAAUUAAGAAAUUAUGGCUCUGCAGAAUUGGCUUCCAUUAGCCAAUUAUUAAUUAAUUUUGUCACAUUAUAUCUCUAAUCAUUAGGAAAAAAUAUCAAUGCUUAAGUAUUCAGUUCAGUUUAAUUUCAUGUUUUUUGGAGGUGUUUUUAAUGAAAUGUCUUCUGUUAAUUAGGAAAUAUAUAUAGCUGCGUGCUAAUUUAGUAUUUUUCAUUCUGUCCUAAAAUAAAUUAAUAAAUAUUUUAUGUUGAAUCUUGAUUUUUUUUUCGGAAAUACACCACUCAAGAGAUAGAGUAGGGAGAAGGAGGAGGAGAGAGAGAGAAGAAAAGUGUUAGAAAAUUCUAAAUAGAGAAAGGAGGUGGUGGGGUUCCUUUAUUCAUAUUUAUAGGUGCAUAUUUAUGCAAUUACAAAAGAGAUGGAACAGUUUUAGAAAUCAUCCUUAACAAAAUUAAUGUAUACCAC